AUGGCGGACUCUAGCGUGAAGAAGAUGGAGGAUCUUUCGUACGAUGACAACGACGAGGUAGCGUUGGUGGCCGCCGCUACCGACCCAGCGGUGGACGAUCACCCGGGACGCCGCUCCAAAAACUCCACCCUGCAGCUCCAGGACGCGGAGAAGAGCGAAGCCCAGAUAAAUGGUCAGAUGGUCCUCUCCUUGCUGGACAAGAUCAUCGGCGUGGUGGACCAAAUCCAGCAGACGCAGAACGGUCUGGAGGCCCGGCAGGAGUCCAUGGAGAAGUCUGUGUCCACCAUCCAGGGGGAGCUGUCCAAACUGUCCAAGAACCACCUGGGCACCGCGGGGACCGUCAACAAGAUGCUGGACAAGGUGCGGAAAGUGAGCGUGAACGUGAAGACGGUGAGGAACAACCUGGAGAAGCAGGCGGGCCAGAUCAAGAAGCUGGAGAGCAACGAGAGCGAGCUGCUAAAGAGACGCAACUUCAAAGUGCUCAUCUACCAGACCACAGAAGUACAGAGCCACCCUGUGUAA
Messenger RNA from Knipowitschia caucasica, 522 nucleotides. Lineage: Eukaryota; Metazoa; Chordata; Actinopteri; Gobiiformes; Gobiidae. The record is from the annotation of a GenBank genome assembly.